AUGGGCUUGUCGGAGCCGCGCAAGAAGCAGCGCCUGGUCGGCGCGGCCUCGCAGCACAAUACUGCAUGGCUUCAGGACUCGUCGCUGCCGGGGCAGCGCAUGAUGUCCAUGAUGGGCUGGGCGCCGGGCACGGGACUCGGCCAGUCGCGGCAGGGCAUGUCGAGCCAUCUGACCGUGUCGAUGAAGCUGGAUAACAAAGGCAUCGGUGCGCAGCGCCACGAGCGCGAGGCGCGUGAGCAAGGCAAGGAGGAUGCAUGGGUCGGUGCUGGCGGCGAUCUCGGCUCUCUGUUCGAUCGCCUGAACCAGGCGAAUGCGGCGACGCGCGCCGACGAGCCUCCAGCACCCGCGCCCGAGCCGGCGCCGCGCCCAGCCUUUUCUCGACUUGCUGCCCUAGGUAUGAACGAGAUUCUCGGCAUCAAGCAGGGCACGGCCGAGGCGCCUGCGAGUGCCGACGCAUCUGGGCGCCCUAGCCCGACCGACAGGGAGACGGAACAGAAGGAGAAGAAGGAGAAGAAGGAGAAGAGGGAGAAGAAAGAGAAGAGGGAGAAGAGGGAGAAGAAAGAGAAGAAAGAGAAGAGAGAGAAGAAGGAAAAGAAAGCCAAGGCCAAGAAGCACGAGCCUGAGAAAGCAAAAAAGUCCAAGAGUAAAGAUACCAGUGAGGACGACUACAAGACGGACAAGAAGUCCAAGCUCGGCAAGCGGAAGCGCGCUGCAGAGGCCGGUGAGGCCGGGGCGCCUGCAGUGACGAGCAUCGAGGUCGUGGAAGAGACGAAUGUGGUCGCCAACGCGCACGGCCAGUUCGUCUUCCAAUACUUGUCCAACAAACUCAUACGGCGAAAGGCCGAGGUCGCGAAGCAGCGGCGCGAGGCCGGGGCCUGGUGGGGGCCCUCGCCCAUGUAG
Messenger RNA from Malassezia sympodialis ATCC 42132, 900 nucleotides. RefSeq lists its product as uncharacterized. The record is from RefSeq and is a predicted model, not a curated record. The transcript is spliced from 2 exons. Gene Ontology annotation, molecular function: nucleic acid binding. Bases 1 to 900 code for a protein of 299 amino acids. Lineage: Eukaryota; Fungi; Basidiomycota; Malasseziomycetes; Malasseziales; Malasseziaceae.